Pygocentrus nattereri (red-bellied piranha) is the source of this 1495-nucleotide messenger RNA. RefSeq names its product creatine kinase, mitochondrial 2b (sarcomeric) (gene ckmt2b). The record is from RefSeq and is a predicted model, not a curated record. The transcript has 10 exons. Gene Ontology annotation, cellular component: mitochondrion. Gene Ontology annotation, biological process: phosphocreatine biosynthetic process. Lineage: Eukaryota; Metazoa; Chordata; Actinopteri; Characiformes; Serrasalmidae. Gene Ontology annotation, molecular function: creatine kinase activity. The coding region runs from base 114 to 1361 and encodes 415 amino acids.
CUCUUAUUGGUAGCAGCCUUACUCCACAGUGCACUACCUGCUGGACUGUGCGACUGGAACUCAUUCCCUUCUCUCCACUCUCUCUACACUGACUGGACAUCUAAGCGGUGAGGAUGGCGAGCACUUUCACUCGAAUGCUGUCCGGCCGCAACGCAGCUGUGCUCAUGGCCAGCCUCGGGGCAGGCACCCUGGGGGCUGGCUACCUGAUGAGCGAGACUGGCGUGUCUGCUGCCGAGAGGAAGAAGCUCUAUCCCCCCAGCGCUGACUACCCAGAUCUGCGCAAGCAUAACAACUGCAUGGCGUCUUCUCUGACCCCUGCAAUAUAUGGUCGCCUGAGGGACAAGGAAACCCCAAAUGGCUGGACAUUGGACCAGUGCAUUCAGACUGGGGUGGACAACCCUGGGCAUCCAUUCAUCAAGACUGUAGGCAUGGUGGCUGGUGAUGAGGAGAGCUAUGAGAUGUUUGCUGAGCUCUUUGACCCAGUGAUCAAGGACAGACACAAUGGCUAUGACCCAAAGAUCAUGAAACACCCUACAGAUCUGGACAGCUCUAAGAUCACCUCUGGGAUGUUCGAUGACAAAUAUGUGCUGUCAUCCCGUGUGCGCACAGGCCGCAGCAUCCGUGGCCUCAGCCUUCCCCCAGCCUGCACGCGCUCUGAAAGACGUGAGGUGGAGCGUGUGGUGGUCCAGGCCCUGUCUGGCCUGAAAGGGGACCUGUCUGGCAAAUACUACAGCCUGACUGACAUGACUGAGAGGGAGCAGCAACAGCUUAUUGAUGAGCACUUCCUCUUUGAUAAGCCAGUGUCUCCUCUCCUCACUGCAUCUGGAAUGGCCAGAGACUGGCCAGACGCUCGAGGCAUUUGGCACAACAAUGAGAAAACAUUCUUAAUCUGGAUCAAUGAGGAGGACCACACCCGCGUCAUCUCCAUGGAGAAGGGUGGCAACAUGAAGAGGGUCUUUGAGAGAUUCUGCAGAGGACUGAAAGAUGUGGAGAGGCUGAUUCAGGAGAGAGGCUGGGAGUUCAUGUGGAAUGAACGUCUAGGCUACAUCCUGACUUGCCCAUCCAACCUGGGCACCGGACUAAGAGCUGGAGUCCAUGUCCGCCUGCCACUCCUCAGCAAGGAUCCACGCUUCUCCAAGAUCCUGGAUAACCUCAGGCUACAGAAGCGCGGUACGGGAGGUGUGGACACUGCUGCUGUAGGCGACACUUUUGACAUCUCCAACCUUGAUCGGCUGGGCAAGUCUGAGGUCGAGCUGGUUCAGUGUGUGAUCGAUGGUGUCAACUUUCUGAUUGAGUGUGAGAAGAGGCUGGAGAAAGGCCAGGACAUCAAAGUUCCAGCACCCAUCCAGUCCAGGAAAUGAGCAGUUUCGUCUCAGAGCGUCCAGCUGAGAGCUUGGCUGAUGAUAGACCCACAGGCCGUGCCCUCUGCAAUCUCCACUACUACUGCAGGUCUUACUGGAAAUCUAAACUCAAUAAAUCCUUCUAAUAAAACCGC